Messenger RNA from Tremella mesenterica DSM 1558, 1236 nucleotides. RefSeq lists its product as uncharacterized. Gene Ontology annotation, biological process: tricarboxylic acid cycle; isocitrate metabolic process. Gene Ontology annotation, molecular function: isocitrate dehydrogenase (NAD+) activity. The transcript has 9 exons. The record is from RefSeq and is a predicted model, not a curated record. Lineage: Eukaryota; Fungi; Basidiomycota; Tremellomycetes; Tremellales; Tremellaceae. Gene Ontology annotation, cellular component: mitochondrion. Bases 16 to 1164 code for a protein of 382 amino acids.
GUGCUUCUCGUCAGCAUGAUCGCUCCUUCAUUGAGAAACGUCACGGCUUCUGUCGUUCGACAGGGGCUUCGAACACCCGUCAACGUUAGUGUGUCGAGAAGAGGCAUGGCCUCUUUGGUCGAUGAAAAACGAUUGCCUGCAAAGUUUGGAGGUAAAUACACAGUCACCCUCAUUCCUGGAGAUGGAAUCGGUAAAGAAGUUGCGGAUUCCGUUAAAGAAAUCUUCGAAGCUCUCAAAGUUCCAGUAGUGUGGGAACAGUAUGACGUAUCUGGAGAAACUACAGGAGGAGAGGAAUUGUUCCAACAGGCUAUGGAAAGUUUAAAACGAAACAAAGUUGGGUUGAAAGGAAUCCUCUUCACACCCAUCGACCAAACAGGUCAUAACUCAUGGAACGUCGCCAUGCGUCAAACACUUGACAUUUACGCUUCUGUCGUAGUUUGUAAAUCCUUACCUGGAUUCCCUACACGUCAUGAGAAUGUCGAUUUUGCCAUUAUUCGAGAAAAUACCGAAGGAGAGUAUUCUGGGUUGGAACAUCAGAGUUUCCCAGGUGUUGUGGAGAGUUUAAAAGUUUCCACUAGGGCGAAAGCGGAGAGAAUUGCCAGAUUCGCUUUUGAUUUUGCUCUGAAGAAUAAUCGUAAGAAAGUCACCUGCGUACAUAAAGCGAACAUAAUGAAACUUGGCGAUGGUCUUUUCCUCAAUACUUGUAAACGUAUCGCUGAACAAGAAUACGGUCACACGGGUAUCAAAUUCGAUUCUAUGAUCGUUGAUAAUACUGCUAUGCAAUUGGUCAGUCGACCUCAACAAUUCGACGUCAUGGUCAUGCCUAAUCUUUACGGUGCCAUUUGCGCAAAUGUUGGUUCAGCUUUAGUAGGAGGACCGGGUGUUGUGCCUGGGUGUAACUUUGGCAGGGAGUAUGCUCUUUUUGAAAUCGGUUGUAGACACAUCGGAAAAGACAUCAUGGGCACAAACAAAGCAAACCCAUCAGCCAUGAUCCUGUCAUCUACCAUGUUGCUCCGUCAUCUCGGACUUGAGACACAGGCCAAUACGAUCGCUUCGGCCGUAUAUGAUGUUAUUGCCGAAGGACAAGUCAGGACCAGUGAUAUGAAGGGAAGCGCCUCCACCACAGAUUUCACCAAAGCUGUCCUUGCCAAAGCAAUGGCUUAGUCAAACGGUCGGUAGAGCAAAUCAGUUUCUCAGGUUGUCACUUGUCCACGAAUAUGCAAAUGCCAAUGCGAC